Messenger RNA from Solanum tuberosum (potato), 1575 nucleotides. RefSeq names its product heterogeneous nuclear ribonucleoprotein 1-like. Gene Ontology annotation, molecular function: RNA binding. Bases 111 to 1187 code for a protein of 358 amino acids. Gene Ontology annotation, cellular component: nucleoplasm; chromatin. Lineage: Eukaryota; Viridiplantae; Streptophyta; Magnoliopsida; Solanales; Solanaceae. The transcript is spliced from 6 exons. The record is from RefSeq and is a predicted model, not a curated record. Gene Ontology annotation, biological process: regulation of gene expression.
AAGCACCAAUCUUCAAUUGUUGUUCCAACUGAUAUUAAAACACAGCCACGAACCCUAGCUUUCCGUUUACUCUCUCAGAUCUGACCAAUCCGCAAUACCCAAUCUUAGCCAUGGGUUCCAGGAAGAACGAUUUCGGCGAUGGCGCUAGUCCUGGGUUCGUUUUUUUUCUCUCUUUUUGUUGGAUAAAUAAUGAACUCUUUAGAAAAAUCUUUAUUGGAGGUCUAGCGAAAGAGACGACGCGAGAACAAUUUGUGAAGUACUUUGAGAAGUAUGGGGAGAUAAUAGACUCGGUGAUUAUGAAAGAUAGGCAAACAGGUAGACCCAGAGGUUUUGGGUUCAUCACUUUUGCGGAUCCAACAGUUGUAGACACUGUUAUAGCUGAAAACCAUAUUAUCAAUGACAAACAAGUUGAGAUUAAAAGAACCAUCCCAAAAGGAUCUGCUGAUUCAAAGGAUUUUAAAACAAGGAAGAUUUUUGUUGGUGGCAUUCCAACUACCAUGACCGAAGAUGAAUUCAAGAACUUUUUCUCUAAGUUUGGGAAAGUAACAGAGUAUGAGAUCAUACGAGAUCACGUGUCCAAGCGUUCUAGAGGCUUUGGAUUUAUUGUGUUUGACAAUGAAGAAGUAGUUGAUAAUUUGCUGGCUGAGGGAAAUAGGAUGGACAUGAUGGGUACUCAGGUUGAGAUCAAGAAGGCAGAACCAAAGAAACCCUCAAACCCAGCUUCUGCUCCUGCAUAUGGUAGUAAUUCUAGGGGGCGUGGAUAUGGUGAUAGUUAUGGAGGAUUUGCCGAUUCAUAUAGCGGUUAUGACAGUGGAGGUUUUGGCCCUGCUUCUUAUAGGUCAUUUGGAUCUAGGUAUGGUGACUAUGGAUAUGGUGGUAGAUAUGGAGACUUUGGCAGUAGUGAAUUUGGUGGUUACCGUGGAGACCCCUCACUUGGUUAUUCCAGUCGUUUUGGCUCGUAUGCUGGUGGUUAUGGUGGGGGAUACAGUAGCAGUGGGCUAGGAGCAUAUGGCCGUGGAGGUGGUUAUGGUGGCUAUGGGGGAGCUGGCCCUGGUGCUGGUUAUGAAUCUGGCCCUGGUGCUGCUUACGAAUCUGGCACUGGUGCUGGUUAUGGUGGAUCAGGAGGUUUAUAUGGAAGUAGGGGAGGGUAUAGUGGCAGUGGCCGUUACCAUCCUUACUCCAGGUAGAUUUUCCUAAGCUUUAUAGGAGUUGCAUUCAGGUAUCUUGGUUACUGCAUCCUCAGGCAAGGGUCGAGUAGAUAUCUUGGAUCACUAGCAAGGAGACACCACCUAGAAGAUUUGGAGAGCCCUAGUUUGCUACUUCUUAUUAUGACUGUGCGACCAGAGAACCAUAUCUAGAUAGAUAUGAUAUAGCUUGUGCUUUGUCUUAGUUUAGACAUUUUCUGUUUAUGAACUAUGGAUUAGCUAGAACCUUCUUUCGGAGUAUUUUUGUGUGUUUUGUAUGUUUGGUUUCAUAGAUACAUAUGAUGCAGGCUCGUAUUGUUCUAUGCUUAGUAAGUACUCUACUUCUCAGGUAUCACUCUAUGAUAAGUUCACGAGCUUUUUACUUUUAAGA